Molecule: messenger RNA, 10076 nt
Organism: Malaclemys terrapin pileata
Lineage: Eukaryota; Metazoa; Chordata; Testudines; Emydidae
Gene: RAB36
Product: RAB36, member RAS oncogene family
Exons: 11
Coding region: 415-1356 (313 amino acids)
Molecular function (GO): GTPase activity; GTP binding
Source: RefSeq, a predicted model, not a curated record
UUUGUAUAAAGGACUCUUUAAAACAGUGUGCUGGUGAACUGUGCACCCUGAUUCUGAAGUUGAGCUGAAGUCCAUUUAGCUGAAAUUCUGAAAAUUCCUCCUGGGUUUCACCACAUUCUCUCAAGGGUUCCAUCAUUAGUAUCUUAAUAUUACUUUUUUGCUAAUUUCCCAGUCCUCCAGGCCCUUAUCUAAGGGGCUGAUCCUGCAAGACCUUACUAAGGCCCACCACCCACUGAAUUCAGUGGCACUAUUUCCUUAAUGCAGAAUCAAAGGUCCAUCGUGCUUACUAACCAAUAGCAUCUGACUACCCACAUCCAUAAGUAACCAGUUCAGCCCUUUAAAACUGCUCCAUGUUAGAGAGAUCUGCAGUAUUCUCAUGUAGUUAGUUACUCUCUAUUCCAGCUCCGCCUUCAGAUGUGGUUGGGGGGGUGGAAUGUUUCAAACAGUUGCUAUGGUCACACAGUAGCAUGCGGAGCUGCCGGAGUAGCUGAGAACCUGCUGCAUCAGCUGCUACAUGUUUCAGGUCUAAUUGAGACAGACUGGAUUUGGACAAUGAAGUCCAGCCUAAUGCAUUUGAUUCCUCCAGUGAGUAGGGACAGAAUAAUCUCCCACUUCCCCAAGUGGUAUACGCCAGAGGCCUGUCUCCAGUUCAAAGACCACUUCCAUGCACUGGUCAGGAGUGCCUGUCAGCAACGCAACACUGGGACAGUUGGGCUGAAAAUAUCCAAAGUGGUUGUGGUAGGAGACCUCUAUGUUGGGAAAACCAGCCUCAUCAACAGGUUUUGUAAAGAUAUUUUUGACCGAGACUACAAGGCAACCAUUGGAGUGGAUUUUGAAAUUGAACGGUUUGAAAUAGCUGGAGUGCCAUAUAGUCUCCAGAUAUGGGACACAGCAGGUCAGGAAAAGUUCAAGUGCAUUGCAUCUGCUUACUACAGAGGAGCAGAGGUUAUUAUAACAGUGUUUGAUCUGGCUGAUAUCCAGACUUUGGAACACACGAAGCAGUGGCUAGAGGAUGCAUUGAGGGAGAAUGAGCCAGGGUCCAGCUUCAUCUUUCUGGUUGGAACAAAAAAAGAUUUAGUGUCAGGUGCCGCAUGUGAGCAGACAGAACUGGAUGCCAUUCGCUUUGCCAAUGAGAUGCAGGCUGAAUACUGGUCUGUCUCAGCAAAAACAGGGGAAAAUGUAAAGGAGUUUUUUUCUCGAGUUGCUGCCUUGGCCUUUGAACAGUCUAUGCUGAAGGAGCUGGAGAAGAGCAAUGGUCGCAUGGCCCAGAUUGGGGCAGGAAACCUCAUCAAAAUAGAAGGAAAUUCACUGGAGACUCCAGAAAGCAACAGCCAAGCCAGCCUGAACUGCUGCUAGCUUCCAGUCAUUUCUGCAAGCAUCACACCUCCAUCUGCAUGUGCGUACACCUGCAUGGCGCAUCUGCAGCAGGGAAAGCUCUCAAGCAGCUUCCAGUUGAGAGAUGAAAAGUCAGUUUAUUUCAGGAAAGAAUGGAGGAGCUGAAAAUGAUUCAAGCAACUUCCCUUCAGACAGAUGAUCUCUCUCCCACCCCUUGCUUUGUGCUCUCCUUGUGCAGGCGGCACAAUGGUACAUAAACCUUCCCUGUGCAAUGGGGAGAUUGCUUGUGUGAUCACCUGAGGGAUGGCAAGCUGUCUUUACUCAAGGAGAUGGAAUCAACCGACCUUUUCCGCCUACUACCAGGAGGACCUGUAAAAAAAUGUUCUGUACUUGUUUUAUUUCUUGGUAGCCACCAGAACUCUAGAAUCUUGGACAGUGAAGUCCUGGCCCCAUUCUUGUGGAAGCAGAAAACACAUGGCAGUGCUGAUUAUUGUGGUGUAUUUGAUCUGUUUUGUCUUUUAAACACAACAUCCUUGUACAAAAUUAUGCUGACUUGCACUCAAGCACACCCAGUUUACCAUGAUAGCGCUGAGAGAAAAAUUCCUCUUGUUUCUGGGAUCAGGAUAUCUGGUUUCAGGAUAUCUGUCGAUCCGUUGUAAUUUUUAAGUCUAUACAUAUUCUUCUUCCAAUGGAUGCAGACCAGAAUUCCACUCAAGUGUGUGUGUGACCAGUGUGCUGGAGUAGUACUCGUCAGAGUGACAAACAUGCCUUGAGACUCCUCAUGGCUCCUCCUAAGGCUAUAUAAGGCUGAUGCCACCCUGACCCCCCGCAGUCCCUUCUUAUCACUCAUGGCCUGAGUCGCAACUUCCCAUGUGGUUCUCCUCAUGUUUUUUUUUCUGCUACAUAGUUAGCUCUUAACUUCAUUAAAUCUGUAAAUAGCUAUCAGUAUAAAAUAUUGCUCAGGCAUGCAGGAGUGAAAUCAGGAAGGCCAAAUCACACUUGGAGUUGCAGCUAGCAAGAGAUGUUAAGAGUAACAAGAAGGGUUUCUUCAGGUAUGUUAGCAACAAGAAGAAAGUCAAGGAAAGUGUGGGCCCCUUACUGAAUGAGGGAGGCAACCUAGUGAUAGAGGAUGUGGAAAAAGUUAAUAUACUCAAUGCUUUUUUUGCCUCUGUCUUCACGAACAAGGUCAGCUCCCAGACUACUGCACUUGGCAGCACAGCAUGGGGAGGAGGUGACCAGCCCUCUGUGGAGAAAGUAGUAGUUCAGGACUAUUUAGAAAAGCUGGACGAGCACAGGUCCAUGGGGCCGGAUACGCUGCAUCCAAGGGGCUAAAGGAGUUAGCGGAUGUGAUUGCAGAGCCAUUGACCAUUAUCUUUGAAAACUCAUGGCGAUCGGAGGAGGUCCUGGAUGACUGGAAAAAGGCUAAUGUAGUGCCCAUCUUUAAAAAAGGGCAAAAGGAGGAUCCGGGGAGCUACAGGCCAGUCAGCCUCACCUCAGUCCCUGGAAAAAUCAUGGGGCAGGUCCUCAAGGAAUCAAUUCUGAUGCACUUAGAGGAGAGGAAAGUGAUCAAGAACAGUCAGCAUGGAUUCACCAAGGGCAAGUCAUGCCUGACUAACCCAAUUGCCUUCUAUGAUGAGAUAACUGGCUCUGUGGAUGAGGGGAAAGCAGUGGAUAUGUUAUUCCUUGACUUUAGCAAAGCUUUUGGUACAGUCUCCCAUAGUAUGCUUGCCGGCAAGUUAAAGAAGCAUGAGCAUAUGAAUGGACUAUAAAGUGGAUAGAAAGCUGGCUAGAUCAUCGGGCUCAACGGGUAGUGAUCAAUGGCUCCAUGUCUAGUUGGCAGCUGGUAUCAAGCGGAGUGCCCCAAGGUUCGGUCCUGGGGCUGGUUUUGUUCAAUAUCUUCAUUAAUGAUCUGGAGGAUGGUGUGGACUGCACCCUCACCAAGUUUGCAGAUGACACUGAACUGGGAGAAGUGGUAGAUACGUUGGAGGGUAGGAAUAGGAUACAGAGGGACCUAGACAAAUUAGAGGAUUGGACCAAAAGAAAUCUGAUGAGGUUCAACAAGGACAAGUGUAGAGUCCUGCACUUAGGACAAAAGAAUCCAUUGCAAUGCUACAGACUAGGACCGAGUGGGUAGGCAGCAGUUCUGCAGAAAAGGACGUAGGGGUUACAGUGGACGAGAAGCUGGAUAUGAGUCAGCAGUGUGCCCUUGUUGCCAAGAAGGCUAACGGCAUUUUCAGCUGUACAAGUAGGGGCAUUGCCAGCAGAUCGAGGGAUGUGAUCGUUCCCCUCUAUUCGGCAUUGGUGAGGCCUCAUCUUGAGUAAUGUGUCCAGUUUUGGGCCCCACACUACAAGAAGGCUAUGGAAAAAUUGGAAAGAGUCCAGCAGAGGGCAACAAAAAUGAUUAGGGGGCUGGAGCACAUGACUUAUGAGGAGAGGCUGAGGGAACUGGGAUUGUUUAGUCUGCAGAAGAGAAGAAUAAGGGGGGAUUUGAUAGCUGCUUUCAACUACCUGAAAGGGGAUUCCAAAGAGGAUGGAUCUAGACUGUUCUCCGUGGUACCAGAUGACAGAACAAGGAGUAAUGGUCUCAAGUUGCAGUGGGGGAGGUUUAGGUUGGAUAUUAGGAAAAUCUUUUUCACUAGGAGGGUGGUGAAGCACUGGAAUGGGUUACCUAGGGAGAUGGUGGAAUUUCCUUCCUUAGAGGUUUGUCAGGCUUGACAAAGCCCUGUCUGGGAUGAUUUAGUUGGGGAUUGGUCCUGCUUUGAGCACGGGGUUGGACUAGAUGACCUCCUGAGGUCCCUUCCAACCCUGAUAUUCUAUGAUCGUAUGCUUGCCCAGGGAUUCAAGUGUCUUUUACUCUCAGCUGUCUCCAAACUCCCUGGUAAUCUUGGCUGCCAUUGAGAAGUCAAGGCAAGAAAGGUUCAUGUCAACACCCAAAGAAAGAGAACUGAAAAGAAUGAGUGCCUUGGGCAGAAAGAUUUAUUCUAAGUCAUUUCUCCAAAUGCAAAUAGCUAAUCAACAGGUGCUGUUAGCUAAGUAUGAUUUUUCAUACCUGGGAGGCUUGUCAAAAUUUAUAAAUAAACUCCCUGAAGACUCCCAGGAAGAGUUCAAAGCCUUUUUGGCAGAGGGCCAUCUGGUCACAAAGACAUCUCUUCAGUCUACCUUGGAUGUUGCAGAUGGUUCCUCUGGAACAAUGGCCUCUGCAAUGAGAAGAGUUUCAUGACUAUAUAACUCUGGGAUAGCCCGCAACAUACAACAGUAUAGAAGACCUUCCCUUUGGGCAUUUUCUAUUUUCAGAUAAAAUUGAUGAAAUAUUGCACUCAUUUAAAAGACCUUCAAGCAACCCUCUGCUUCUUAAAGAGUUUAUGUCCCAGUGUCCAAGAAAAGAGACACAACUCCCUGCAUACCUAGUACUCCUAGCAGUACUAUAGAAAUCCUUUCUACCACCCAGGCAAGUUGACAUGCUGAAAAGUACGCAUAGACCUCAGAGAAGAAGGUCCACUAGCUCAGACUCCAUCCAGCAGGCCCAUUCUCAGACAUCUGCAAGGAAAAUCUGCCUUUUGACUUUUCCAAUGAGGACAGCAACCUAGUUAUUCACAACCCACACACUAUUGUCUCUCCAUUUGGGAGCAAACUAUCUCGCUUUCUGGAUAAUGACAGACAAGUGGUCCCUAAGUACCUUGAGACUGAGAUAGUCAAUCCAAUUCCUUUCCAUUCCCCCUUCCCCGUCCUUUUUCAGGUACCCAACUCAUGAGCCUCUGCUCCUUCAAAAGGUCCAGAUGCUGCUUGCUGUAAGGGCUGUGGAAGAAAUUCCCAUACAGUUUCAAGGAAAGGGGUUUUAUUUGGACAUUUUCUAAUUCCCAAGUCCAAGUGUUGUCUAAGGUCCAUUUUGAACCUUUACGGUCUCAACAAGCUCACUAAAUAAGUGAGAUUCUACAUGGUUUCCCUGACAUCUAUCCUCCCCCCUCAGAAUUGGAACAAUUUGUUUGCUGUCCUCAAUCUUUGCAAUGCUUACUUCCACAUCACAAUGAUACCAAGUCAUAGGAAGUUCCUCAGAUUUAUGGUAGUGAGGAGACACCAUCAAUAUACCGUUCUUCCCUUUGGCCUAUUGUCAGCUCCUCAUGUGUUUAUGAAAUGCAUAGCAGAGGUGUCAGUAUUCUUGAGAAGGAUUGGGAUACAUAUCUUUCCUUACUAGAUGAUUGGCUCAUCCAGGGCACAUCACUCUGUGAGGUCCUCAAUCAGCUUCAAUUCAUUCUCCAUCUCUUUGACUGGCUAAGGCUCAUGCUGAACAAAGAGAAGUCCACAUUAGUGCCCAUGAAGAGGCUGAAAUUCAUUGGGGCUCUGCUUGACUCUAUGGUAGUGAGGGCCUUUCUUCCUUGAGAGGUUUCGACCAUUUACAGUGUUUGUGUGUCCGUCAGGUGUCACCUGUCCACUAUGGCCAGAGCAUGUCUCACAUUGGUACGUCACAUGGCUCCAUGUGUGUAUGUGACCAUGCAUUCCAGACUGCAUUUUCAUCCUCUACAUACAAACAUGGCUAAAGUUGGUUUACCAACCAAGCAGACAUCUGGACAAGUUAGUCCAAGUUCCUCCUGUAGUCUUACUCUGGAGUAGUGAAUGGACUAGGACAUUGUAUGUGCGGGGAAUCCCUUUUCUUGUUCCCUUCCAACUAGGACAGUUAUAACUGAUACUUCUACAUUAGGCUGGGAUGCUCACCUGGGUGGUUCAUGGGGGCCCAAGGGAUAUGGACAUACAAGGAAGAGAGGCUUCAUAACGUUCCAAGAGGUUUUACGUAACAGAAGGAAACACUCAACUAAUUCCACCUAUUCAGCUAAGUGGAAGUGUUCUUCACUUUUGACUUCUGCUCAAGGGAUUCAGUCAAUAAGGGUGAGUGUCCAGGACAAAUCUUCUAGCCCUUUCUUAAAUUCAGUGAAGCUUCACCUAGCAGCCAUUUCUGCCACUCAGGGAAGAACAGUGUUUUCCAAUCCUAUGGCUACAAAGUUUCUCAAGUAAAUUACUUGUCUGUUUCCACCUGUAAAAGCAUCAGUUCACCUUAACACAGUGUUAGCCACUCUCAUGGAAAAACCUCCAUUUGAACCUUUUGGCUAUUUGCUCCUGGGCACAUUUGUCCUGGAAGAUGACCUUCCUUAUCGCCAUCACAUCUGUGAGGAGAGCUGGCAAAUUGCAAGCAUUAGCGGUAGACCCUCCGUACACUCAUUUUUUAAGGACAAGAUGGCUCACCCAAAGUUUUUAAAGUAGUGUCAACCUUCCACCUUAAUAAGAUUCUAUACCUAGGUCCUGUGUUCUUUCUGAACCUGCAUGCCAGUUGGGAAGAAGAGUGUUUUACAUAUCUUGGAUGUAAGACUGGCAUUGGUCUUUUUCAUAGACAGAGGUAAUUGUUUAGAUCUUCUCCUUGACUUUUUGUUUAUUAUGAGGAUAGGAUGAAGGGCCAAGUGGUCUCGAACCAGACAGUCCGUAGAUGGGUAGCUUCUCUCAAUGAUGUACCUGUUGUGGACACUUAGAAGGCUGCUGCCUGGUCCUACAUAUAUACGUAUGUACGUACGUACAUACAUUCACUUGUCACUAUGCGAUUGCAGCAGCUUCAAGGGAAGAUGCGAACUUUAGCAAGGUCACUGUUCAAAUAGAGUCCAAGCCUUGCCAUCUAUGAUACUGCUUGUGAGUCACCUGAAGGGAAUACACAUUUGCAUCCACUCGAAUAAGAAAGAACAGUUACUUACCUGUAUUGUAACUGUUUUUCCUUCGAGAUGUGGGUGCAAAUGUGUAUUCCAUAACCAACCUGUCAUCCCCUCUGCAUCAGAGUUUUAGGCCACUGGCUGGUGCAAAGGAGCUGAGGUAGAUGGGGGCAGCAGCAUCCUUAUGUAGCCUCAGGAGGGGUCGUAAGGAAGCACAGGCCAUGUGCAUCACCUCAACAGGUAUUGCUGCGGAAAACAUGUCUGGCUCCGGCAUGUUGAGCGCGGGGACACACACACACACACACACACACACACACGCACACACUCUCUACCUCUGAAUUGACUACAUUUCUGCAUCCACAUCUCUAAGAACACCAGUUACAAGUAAGUAAUUGUUCUUUUCCUGUUUAAUGAGUUAGGGUCUGAGACCAUUUUUACAUUUUGCUUUUAUCAUUUUUUUUUAAAGCAUAUCAUGUCUGCUGAAAGAAGACCUUAAUCCUGCUCCCCUCUACUUCCUUUACUUCUCUGUAGAGUGGGUGGCAGAUCUUUCCUCGUGCCAUCAGAAUCUGGUCCUAUGGAUACAACUUCAGGGUAAAAAUCAAAAAGGGAGAUUCUAUUGAAUGGAGGAAGCUGUGAAAUUAUGUAAUAGGUACAGUAAAGGAGAACACACAAACACUGAUAGGAAAGGAAGUUUAUGAGGUUAUAGCAAUAUUCUGAUAAUGAUUUUUUAUUGAUCUAGCGUCACUGUUUCUGCCUUUGACAUUUCAGGUGGGCAAAACCAGAACCUAGGAUCCAAAUAUUCCGAAACUUUGUGGAAGUCCAGAUCUGAAGUUUCCAGUUUAAUUCCAUCUCUGUUUAACAUUUCAAAGGCUUGAUUCUUCUUGGCCUUGUGCUUUAUGUAGUCAUAUGCAUCUGUGUAAAAUAGUACCAGCUCUUUAUAUAUAACCAGAAUAUUAUAAUUUUUCACUCUUUGUGCAUGUGUGAAUGGCAACAGAAAGUGCAAGGCACAGGAAAAUCAGAUUCCAUGUAUUCUGUAAUUCCAAGAGGAAGUGGGUAUACACUUUCCCCUUUACUUGUUUUUUAUAGAUUCCAUCUACGCUACAAGUCUAACCAGUCACAGCUAGUAUAAAUGACAUGUUCUAAUGUCUCUUUUUGUUCAUAAUAUAGAUGGGACAUGUUUUUUUGAAGCAUGUUACAGUCGAAGUAGUGAACUUGGUCACCCCUCUCCAUGCUAGAUAACUGUGAGCUGGUAAGGUUAGAUGCUACAGUGUGGCUGGGCAUAUAAUUAGUUUGACGGCCCUCACUGGAGAAAGUGUUUCAAUCCCUUGAUGCUAGUGGUAGAGAAGCAUUUUUGUCCUUCUUUUCAUAUUACUUUUACCAAAAUGGUGUGUGUUAUGUGUACUUGCACUCUUUCUACAUAGAAAGAGAGAGUGAGAGUUUUCCAAUACAGAAACCCUAACGUGCUUGCUGUGUGCAGGUCUCUUAAUUGAAUGGCUGUUGCAGAACAAGCACUCUCUACGUGAUUGCUGCAGCCUGGUGAGCUUGUCGGGUCAUGCACUUUCCCUAGUUCCCUCUAUUAUUCCAAGAGUCAAAUGCCCUUCUGCCCUACCCCUAUAAGUUUGAUUCUUUAGGAGCUAGGAUGAUCAUGUGUUAAAACAAGGCCGAUGUAACACGGAAUAGAUUGAAUGAAAUUCAGAUAAAUUAGGAAAUAGAGUGGAGCAACUCUGUGUUGGAGAGUCUUCUGCUGUGUGGGCAGCCCUGACUUGGUGUCAUAGGGACUCCUGUUUAAACCUUGUUAGUUGUCCCUGCUGAUUUAAAUGGCACGGUAUUGUCAGAAAUAACUGAAAUACAUACCUGCUGGAUGAGUAUUUGUGAGACCGCUUUUCUAUGCAUGAUUGUUUUUUGUAAAUCUCUGAUCAGAUUGGUUUUGCUUAUUGAACUUCAGUGUAUACUGCAAAAGUACAAGGCAAACUUCAAGAAAUAACACCCAAGGGUAUGUUCAAAGAAACUAGCUGAUAUCUAUGGUCAUACAUCGACAUAAAGAAAUGGACUAAGAAUAAUACACUACAUUAUUCUUACACUCUUCUUUACUGGAACAAAUUUUAGACAGGAAGAAGGAAUUUAAACAAGGCAAUCUCUCACUGAUUUGUAACAUUCAAAGUCCUGUACCUAAUAGGCAGUAUUCCCCCAACAUAAAAGAGGUAUUGUAAAUCUUUCACCAACAUGAAAUCAGGAAAACUCAGAGCCAUAAAAAACUACUAUAAACAUUCUGAGUCAAUUAACGAAUCACCCUCAAGAAUCAAACCAAGGCAUCAGACCACCAUUCAAGAAAGCUUGUUCACCAAUAAUUUGAUGUCCACAAAGCCCUGGAGCCAAUGGAAUCACUCUGAAUUUACAUCAGCAUAAGUGAGAGCAGAAUGUUUCCAUAAGGUCCAGUAUACUCCUAGUACAAUGUUUUGGAGGGAAAGAAAACAGAAGACCGUAGGACACUUACUAAUUAUUAACCCCAUUAUGUAGUCACUACACAUGCAUCAGUAAACAGGCUGAAUGUAAGAAUGUAAGAAUCUAAUUGAAUCCUAACGCCUCAAAACGUACCAAGGAAAAUAACAGAGAGACUUUUGGUAAUAUAAAAAAUAACCAGACACAAUGGGCCUGAUUCUCAGUUAUUCCAUUCCUGCAUUUAGAUAGGGAUGGGGGCGAAAAUGAGGAGAAAUGUGGCUUAAAACUGCCUUUGUAUUUCCCAUAUACUGUUUUGCUCACAACGUAAAUUAGAACAGUCUUGUGGAAUUGUAUGUAUGCAACUUCUCUUGGGACUUGUUUGUCUUCCUUUCAUCUUCAAACAAGGCUGUUAUUGGCAACCAUGCCAGUCCUGUUGGCACAGAAAAUGAGUGCACCAUUUGGUGGAGGAGGUGAAUAUGUGUGCCUGUGUAGUUAUCGAUCCAAAUAUGUCAUGUUUUGACCUUAUAUUCCAUGUAGUUGUUUAUCUCUCAAAACUGUUUCAUGACGAUGACUAAUAAAUGCUCCCUUAAACCAGGGGUCGGCAACCUUUCAGAA